Molecule: messenger RNA, 1940 nt
Organism: Micromonas commoda
Lineage: Eukaryota; Viridiplantae; Chlorophyta; Mamiellophyceae; Mamiellales; Mamiellaceae
Exons: 1
Coding region: 1-1725 (574 amino acids)
Source: RefSeq, a predicted model, not a curated record
AUGGCCCGCGCCAUGCAUCGCUCCGCGCUGCUCCUCACCCUGGUGCUCUCCUGCGUCGUCGCCGCGAGCGCCAAGGUGGGCAAGCCCCCCGCGGAUCUCACCGACGCGGAGAAGACCACGCUCCAGGCCGAACCCGGAUCCUACAGUUGCUAUGGCAAGUGCGACAGCAAGAACGCCGAGAAGAGCCCUUGCGGCACCGAUCGCAUCGACACCUACCUCGGCACCUGCAACGAGUUCAAGGGAUCCUACGGCAAGGCCACGCAGUGGGGCGCCACCUGCCCCAAGCACGUCUGCAAGGCUGAGUGCGCCAAGGCGGGCGUGAAUGACGCAUUCCACUGCUUCACGCUCAAGACCGGAGACAAGUUCAACCUCAUGUUCGAGGACGCGAACGCCGAGGUCAGCGCCGCCGACAUGGGCCUCUCCCUCGGAUGCCCCGGCUCCCACAAGAUGAUGAAGAAGUACAUGGCCGGCAAGGGCCACAGGGACUGCGAGGGCGGCGGCCCCGUGUACAAGAAGGGCGAGAAAACCGCCCGACCCGCCGCCGACGGGUUCGACAAGGACAAGUACCAGAAGAAGGACGCCUCCGCCGCGUGCAAGGCGACCCUCGAGCGCUUCGUGUGCAAGGACAUCGACAAGUCCAAGUCCAAGGACAAGUGCGAAGUCAACGACAACUGCAAGUGGGCCGACAACAAGUGCGUCCCGAAGACGGCCGGCUCCGACGCCGUCCUCGACGACGCGUACAAAAACGUCCGCGCCGGGGCCAAGUCAAAGGCGGACAAGUGCGCGGCCAUCAAGGUGGAGGGCGACUGCACCGCGGCGGCCGACUGCGAGAUCGUCAACGACGGCGAGACCAACUCCUGCGACGUCAAGCCGGACGUGGCGCGAACCGCCGCGGGGGUGGACGCGGUGGAGGGGAUGAUGUUUGACCAGCUGGAGCACGAGCUGCACGUGUGCAACGCGGGCAACUCGAAGAAGGAUAAGACGGCUUGCGAGGCGAUUGGGAAGAACAAGGGAUGCGAGUGGAACGCGGACGAUAACCUCUGCACCACCUCGAUGGCGCACCGCACCGACAUGGCCGCCAAGGUGUGCCCGAAUUUCAUGUCCGAAUACGCGGGCGCGCAGCGCGGCGCCGCCGAUAAGCUCAGGGAGAAGCACAAGGAACAAAAGGCGAAAGCCGAGAAGAAGCGCGACGCCAUCACCGACAAGAUCACCGACAAGAAGAAGAAGAAUAAGGUGAAGAUUCUGGCCGACCUCGCCAUCGCCGGCAAGAAGGCGAAGAAGAUCAAAUCCACCGUCACCGCCGACUCUGCCGACGCCGCUUGCACCGAGGCUCUCGCCAAAGCCGGCCUCACCACCGACAACGCCCACUGCGAGCAGGACGCCUCCUCCCGCCGUAAGCUCCUCGCCUCCUACACCAUCGUGAUGAUCCCGGAUCCUUCCGUCGACUCCGCCAAGGUCAUCGCCAGUCUCGAGAGCAACGGGUACACGGUCACCGCGCAGGACGAGGAUCCCAUCGCCGUCCUGAGAACCGUCGACGGCGUCGCCGCGGCGGAUAUCGACGCCCUGGAGACCGAGGCGGACUCCGCGGCGGACCUCGGAACCGGCGUCGCCGACCUCGACGCCGAGACCAAGACGGCCGACGCGAAGGUUGCCUCGGAUGCGGGCGCGAUGAGCGCGGGCGUCUUCGCGGCGGUUGCGGCCCUCUCCGUGCUCGCGCUCGCGUGAGUUUUGGGGACGAGUGACGAAAAUAAAAGUUUGCCCCCCUCGACGAUUACUCCGGCCUCUCGUCGUUUGUACGAAGGUGGUAUUUGCGUCGUUUGUACAGCUACGCCCGCGGUUGGAAGACUCCGGCGGAACACCCCGCGAGUUGAAUGUGGUAUUAGGUCUCGCGCCCCUUGUCUGCUUAAUAAGUGUUACGAAGAUAUUUUAGAAGUAUUCCC